This is a messenger RNA of Triticum urartu, 1483 nucleotides long. RefSeq names its product protein LURP-one-related 8-like. NCBI's taxonomy places the organism in Eukaryota, Viridiplantae, Streptophyta, Magnoliopsida, Poales, Poaceae. The record is from RefSeq and is a predicted model, not a curated record.
GGCCGUCCUCGAUCGCAUCGACGGACCAGACAACAGCGAUCAUGAGCCGCAUACACCCCAACGCGGAGGCCUCCAGGCGUCUCCUGCGGGACGGCGCCGGCGAGGCGGCGGCGUGCUACACGGUCUGGAUGAGGUCCAGCAUGGGCUUCCAGGGCACCGACGGCUUCUCCGUCUACGACGCCGGGGGCGAGCUGGCCUUCCGCGUCGACAACUACUCCCGCCGCCGGAAGAUCUUCGCCGGCGAGCUCACGCUCAUGGACGGCCACGGCGCGCCGCUCCUCUCCCUCAGGCCGCAGAUCAUCAGCAUGCACGACCAAUGGAACUGCUACAAAGCACCAGAAGAAGGCCAAGCAAAGAGGGCAAGAUCACAGCAGCUCUUCUCGGUGAGGAAAUGCUCGGUCCUGCAGAACAACCGUGAAGCAGAAGUUUACAUGUCUUCAGCCUGCACCACCACCACCGACGCAUCAGCAUCAGACCAUGGCAGCACUGGCCACCAGUCCCCCGGCUUCUGGAUCGAGGGCUGCUUCCGGAGGAGAAACUGCAAGAUCCGCAGGGCCCACGACGGCAAAGAGGUGGCGAGGAUCGCGAGGAAGAAGGCGAGGACAGCCGCGACGCCUGACACGGCGCCUCUGACGCUCGGCGAGGACGUCUUCAGCCUCGUGGUGCAACCGGACGCUGAUUGCACGAUGAUCAUGGCCCUCGUCGUCGUUCUGGACCGGAUCUGCUGGAGGCCGUACACGCCGUUGAUAUGUUCUUCGUAGCCCGCGCUGAGUCGGCGAUCGACGAACCUCUGUUCGUUUUACACGGGGGAAAUGUAGAUGCCUUUUCUUUCUUCAGUUCUUCAAGUGACUGUCGCCUGAAGCAAGUAAGAGCCAGUGGAGAUGAAGUGCUGUUCAGUUAGUUGCAGCUGUCGGUUGGCUGAAAGCCUGAUCUAACUUGUAGUAAAACGUCGAACAAAGUUCUGACAUGCAGCAAUGCAGUGCAUCAAAAUGAAAUCCCAACAAUAUGAAUCUCGGACUUGAAAUGCCUGUACGAUUAAUCUGCAGAUUAUUGUUCCUACAUGACGGUGCCAUGUUAAUGGGCCACCUAGUGUUAGUUGCACCGUCAGAGAAAGUGCCAAGGACGGUACAGAAGACAAAAUGACCAAAGUUUGUCGAAUCCCAGCAGGGAAGCCUGUGUCUCCUGUGCCAUCUUUUCAGUGUCUAUUGCAUGAUUUGCAUCUCCUUACGUCUGCGAUCCCCGUCAGAAUGAUUCGGAAUAUGACGGAAAUAUACUGCAGAAAGGGAGAUUUUGCGUUUCGGCGUAAUGGGGAUCUUAAUUUUUACAGAAUGUCAGAAGAAUCGAGAAGAUGGACGAAAUUGAGGGAAUAUUGCCGUAAAGGUUAGCUGUCUUGUCUUGGCAGUCCUUUCGUAUCUAAGCUACUUUUGAUAAGUUAGCUGUAAUGAAGGGUACUGCUUCUGUUCGGGAAUAGCUGGCGUUUUAU